This is a messenger RNA of Colletotrichum phormii, 4535 nucleotides long. Its product is annotated as ABC transporter. Bases 1 to 4401 code for a protein of 1466 amino acids. Gene Ontology annotation, cellular component: membrane. The transcript is spliced from 13 exons. The record is from RefSeq and is a predicted model, not a curated record. NCBI's taxonomy places the organism in Eukaryota, Fungi, Ascomycota, Sordariomycetes, Glomerellales, Glomerellaceae. Gene Ontology annotation, biological process: transmembrane transport. Gene Ontology annotation, molecular function: ATP hydrolysis activity; ATP binding; ABC-type transporter activity.
AUGUCUUGCCAAGGGACAUUGGGCGAUCGGUCUUUCGGACCAAGAGUCGAUCACCAAUGUCGUUCAUUUGACUUUACUUUGUUCUUUGAAGACGUGUUUUUCGCCUGUUUACCUUCUGGCCUUCUCCUCCUUCUUGCGCCAGCGUCUUUCAUUGGCCUGAGUCGCAGACGCAUUGUUUCGACUCUCCAUUCCAAGCUGUCUCAUGGUAAAUUGACGACAUUGACCGCAUUGUUUGUUUUUCAGGUCGUCUAUCUUGCUCUGCGCAUAAGCAACCCCCCACUCAAGACGUCGGCAUCAACUCCUGCCGAUAUCCUAGCAGUAAUCUCAACGGUUGCAGUCUUUGCGCUCUCCGCCUCAACCCACCAAAGGUCCGAGAGGCCAUCUACGCUGAUUGUGUUGUAUCUUUCCGCAUCUAGUAUUCUGGGUAUUGCGCGACUUCGGACUUUGUGGCUCUUCAGCAAAGAACUCACGUUGCCCACCAUAUUUACUCUAAUCCUCUUCAUAACUAUUGUGGCUCUGGUCUUGGAAUCUCUUGCGAUGAAGAAGCGAUUGGCUGAUUCAGAACCUCCGAACGACGACAAGCACGCAACACCGGAACAAAGCAGCGGCUUCUGGGCGAGGACUUGCUUUUGGUGGUUGGCAAGGACGUUCCAUUUGGGAUAUACUAAAGUCAUAUCUUUGAGUGAUCUUCCAGGUCUUGACCCAAGCAUCAAAAGCCAAAGGUUGCACACAAGGCUUGCCAAAGUGUGGGACAAAUAUGACCAUGAACAACGGCAUAGUCUCCUUCAAGCUUGUUUCCGAAGUUACCUUGGUCCCUUCCUGUCACCAAUACUUCCCCGACUAUGUCUCAGCGUUUUCACAUUCGCCCAGCCAUUUCUUAUCAACACAACCGUCACCUAUGUCGCUGAAACCAAUCCCGACGUCAACUAUGGCAGAGGCCUAAUAUGCGCGUGGGCUUUAGUCUAUCUAGGUAUUGCGGCGAGCACCUCGGUCUACCAAUACCACAACUUCCGUUUUGCCACCAGACUCCGCGGGGGUCUGGUUGCUCUUCUCUACCAGCACGCUGUUCAUACCAGAGAGGUGGACAUGGGAGAAAUUUCCGCGGUCACCCUCAUGGGGACAGACGUCGAGCGGAUAUUUGGCGCCAUGUCCAUGUUCCAUUCAGUUUGGGCAUCGCUUCUCGACAUUGCUAUCGCCAGCUGGUUGCUUGGACGCCAGCUUUCACUGGCUUGCUUAGCCCCUAUUCUCCUCGUUCUAGUCUUCAUUGCAGCGACGUCCAGGAUCUCGGUGGCUACCAAAACAGCGCAGAUACGCUGGAUUGAGAGAAUUCAAGAGCGUCUUCGUGUGACGACGAUCAUGCUAGGCGAUAUGAAGGCUGUCAAAAUGCUUGGUCUCAGCCGUGUGAUGGCAAAUGUGCUCCAGAGGCUAAGAAUCGAAGAAGUCGAAACCUCGAAGUCAUUCAGGAAGCUUCUCGUUACAACGCUGCUGCUUUCGAUCACUCCAAUUAAUCUCGCCCCUAUUGUCACUUUCGCUGUUUAUGUCAUCGUCUCCGUCUUUUGGCAGCACACUACCUUAUUGCCAGCACAAGCCUUUACGUCCGUUGCCUUGAUUGCGCUCCUCACAACACCAGUCGUUGAGUUCAUUCAGCUACUUCCAAUGGUGGUGCAAUCGUUUGGGUGUUUCAGUCGUAUACAAGACUUCUGCAACUACAAUCGCAAGUCCACACUGAGCGAUGAAUGGACCGGCGCUCUAAUUCCGCAAGACCUCUCACCGGAAAUAGAACCUGGCCUGGAGCAACUCAAGAGGAUGGACCCCCUUUGUGAGACACAACAGCACAUUGUUUCCUGGAGAGACCAGAGCUUUGGAUGGACGAAAGAUCAACUGGUGCUGCAUGGAAUCACCGUCAAUGUACCCCGAGGCAUGUUGACUGUUGUAGUUGGUCCGGUAGGGAGCGGCAAAUCAAGCUUCCUGAGUGCAAUACUAGGCGAGCUCAAGUCUAGAUCCUCGAUUGAAGCUCCGGAGCCAACAGAGGGUAUUGGCAGAUGCGCCAUGGCUUAUUGCUCGCAGUCGCCCUGGCUCGAGAACGGGACUCUCCGGGAAAACAUACUCGGUAUCUCCGCCUUUGAGCAAAAGUGGUACGACAGCGUUGUCUCUGCUUGUGGACUCGAACCCGACUUAAAGGUACUCGAGAAGGGCGACCUGACUGUCAUUGGCAGCAACGGUGUUAAUCUCAGUGGGGGACAAAAACAGCGCGUCGCACUUGCACGAGCUGUCUAUUCAAGAUGUAAACUGGUCAUUCUUGACGACGUCUUUGGUGGGAUUGACGCUCAUACCUCUCGCCAUGUCACGACCCGCCUCUUGGGAUCCAAGGGUCUUUUCCGACAACAUCACAUAACAGCUGUGAUUGCAACACAUGAUCGCAGCAUUAUGCAAUUCGCAGAUAACUUGAUUGUGAUCGACAGCGGAAGAAUUCAGGAAGCUGGCAGCCCUAUGACUCUGUCUAAUGGGAAGGGAUAUGUCAUCAAGCUCGAGCUGAAGUGCACUUCUGGCGAUGUGAUCGAGGAGCUUGGGAAGGCUGAGAUAGACAAAGCCUCUGAGCCUCCCGAGAAGAUUACAAUCAGAUCAGCAGACACACAUUCUCAAGCCUCGCUAGAACAUACCGACAUCCGACGGAAGAACGGAGAGAAGGCAGUCUACCUAUACUACUUGAGAAGUGCCGGUAGGAAGGCUGUAUUUAUGUACACCAUCUCCGUUGUAACCUGGAUUUUCUUUUCCGAAUUUUCAACCGUUUGGAUAAAGUGGUGGUCUGAGCCUAACACGUCUGCGCCUAAGAAGAGUGUCGGGUACUACCUGGGCAUCUAUGUCAUGAUCGGGACCUUGGGCACGGUCGGCGCAUCUCUGGCCGCCUGGUUUGCCUUCCUCGACGUAGUGCCCAACACAGCUCUCGGCUUGCACAGCGAUCUUCUUCAAACUGUCUUUUCAGCAUCUUUCAGGUUCUUGUCCAAGACGGACAGCGGCGAGCUUCUCAACAGAUUCAGCGAAGACAUGCAACUUGUCGAUAUGGACUUGCCUGCGACGAUGGUGAACUACACCUCGACCGCUAUCUCGGUUCUGGCAAAAGCCGUCAUUCUAGCCGUCUUCUCUCAGUAUCUUGGAAUAACCCUACCGUUUCUUGCCACCAUACUCUAUUUCCUGCAACGGUUUUACCUCCAGACAUCACGCCAGAUACGACUUCUUGGGAUCGAAGCCAAGGCACCUCUAUAUACGCACUUCUCUGAGUCUGUUGCCGGUGGCGCAACCGUACGCGCUUUCGGAUGGCAGGCCCAGUACCAGAAGCGCAACUACGGCUACAUCGACACAUUUCAACGGCCAAACUACUUGCAGAGUUGUAUACAGGCUUGGUUGACUUUUGUCCUCAACCUCCUCGUGGCCGCACUAGCAGUCAUCUUGGUGUCUACGGUGGUGACUUGGCACGACAAGUUCAGCGCAAGCAGCGUAGGCGUGAGCUUGGUUAUGGUCAUUGGCUUCAGCGAGGUCUUGGCUCGUCUAAUUCAAAGCUGGACUAAACUUGAGUCCAGCGUCGGAGCGGUCGCUAGGGUCAGGCGCUUUUUGUUGGAGACGGAAACUGAAACUAGCGUCGGAAAUGCUUCAAUGCCGUUUGAGUGGCCUUCUUCCGGGGCUCUAUCCUUUUCUGAUCUUUCUGCAUCGUAUAGUCUAAGAGCUGAAUUGGUGCUCAAAGGCGUCACUCUCACCAUAGAAGCUGGUCAGCACAUUGCAAUAUGUGGCCGGUCGGGCAGCGGCAAGACAUCCCUUGUUCUCAGUCUAUUGCAGAUGAUGCAUGUGACGAAAGGCAUCAUUAAACUAGACGGUGUGAAUCUUGCGACAGUGGUGCAAGGUGAUUUCCGCUCCCGCAUCAAUGUGGUUUCUCAAGACCCGUUUCUGGUGCCUGGAACUAUUCGUUUCAAUAUUGACCCGUUCGGCAUCGUUUCGAACGACAGCGAAAUUUCCCACACUUUGGAAAAGGUCGGGCUUUGGGAUGUUGUUUCGAGACUGGGUGGAUUGGACAAGGACAUAGACUCUGCUGCGUGGUCGGCAGGACAGAGGCAGCUUCUUUGCCUGGCUAGAGCCAUGGUGCGGAGGUCCAAGGUUUUGAUACUAGACGAGGCAAUGAGCAGCGUUGAUGCCGUGACCGAAUCUGUCAUGCAGGAUGUGGUUGACACAGAGUUUGUGGGCUGCACGGUGUUGGCUGUGAUGCAUCGACUUGGACAUGUGGUCCGUUACGACAAAGUCGCCCUGCUCGGGAAUGGGGAGGUUCUGGAGUUUGGAACGCCAGAGGAACUGAUUUCAGCGAACACCAAGUUUGCUGAACUUUACCGAAUAGGCGGUAAUUGUUUCAAGUAGUGCCUUCAAGAAAUAUCUCGGAACUGAGGACAGCGCUGUAAGUGCAUUAGUCCAGAUUUGUCCUUUCCAUUGCUUCACAACGGUGUCAGCCGCCAUAGAGCCGGAAAUCGUAUUCUAGAGUCGCUUUAUCCAUG